AUGGGCUGCGUUUUCCUUAUAAGUCUUAUAGCGGUUUUUCUGACUUUUUUGCAAAUUUAUGAACAAGAGAGGCUGGAAGAGUCAAGCAGGGAUUUAACAAUAUGGAUGCAGUCCUUUAGAAACCCGAUUUUUGAUAUUUUUUUUGAAAUUAUAGGAGAGAUUACUAGCGUUUGCUGCAUUGUGAUAGCUGGGACUCUUUAUCUGAUAGGGAAUAGGGAAACUGGCUUAAUAGGACUUAUUGCGUCCCUUUUCGGGGUUGCACUGUCAGGAUUUCUUAAAAUUUUGUUCGGCCACCCAAGACCAUUUUGGAAAUAUUCAGAAAUAAAAGGAAUCCAAUGCCCUGAAGAUUUUGGGACGCCUUCUGCGCAUGCUUUAUCUGCAGGAGCUGGAUUAUUGGUACUGGGAAUAAUGUGGCUCAGGUCAGGAAAUCAAAAUUCAAAAAAAGUGAUGAUAAUGCUGUGCGGGUUAAUGAUUACUGCAAUUGAUCGAAUUUUUCUUGGUGCUCAUUUUUAUUUUCAAGUGAUUUUAGGGUAUAUUUUUGCUGGAUUAGUGGCUAGUAUUGUCUUACAUCCAAAAGUUUAUGCUUGAAUAUAUAAGAUACCAAAUGAUAUAUCAGUAGUAAUAAAGAGUCAUAUAAUAAUGAUUGGGUUUAUAGCAGCGUCAAUUAUAACAGCAUUUUAUAGGAAAAGUAAAUGAAAUGAUUCAUGGUCUAUUAAUUUUCAAGUCCAAUGUGGAAAUGAGCUAACUGUUAAUGAUGCUGUAUAUGAAAAUUUUACAGAUGCAGCUUUGGUGUGUUUAGUAGCUGGGAUGAUUAUGGGACUUUUUAUACUUACUCCCCCCAUCCUUGAUCCCACGAUUGACUGUAAAAAUUCCUAAAAAUUUGGGGAAAUUAACCCCCAUCCUUUGAUCGAACGAUUUUCAUAUCAUGCAAAUUUUUAUAUAUAUAAAAAAAUAUAUUAGUUAUCAAAAGCUUGGGAAGAUGUACAUAAUGAAGUUGUUUUCAGAGACUUUGAGACGACAGAAAGCUUCGGAAUCAACCACCUGAAGUUAUUUAGUCAUCAACCAGGCUUAAAAACUCAAUAAUCUAAUAAAAUAGAGAUUCUUUAAAAUUUAAAAAAAAAAAUUAAUUCAAUAAGGAACAAAUUAAAAUUUAUACAGUUUAAAGGUGUGACUAAUAAAUCAAAAUAUUAAAAAUUGGUAUUUUUAUGAAAUUAUUCAAUUUUUUGCUGUAAAAAUAAUUAUUAAAUACUCUUAACCCUCUUAUUUAAAAGUAAAUAAAAAAAUAUAUAUAUAUUUUUCAUUUUAUAUAUAAAAUUUUUUUCCCAAAAAAUUUGUUUUUUAACCCCCCCCUCCUUGAUCGAACAAUGGCGAGUCGUUCGAUCAAGGAUGGGGGGGAGUUAAAGAAAAGGAAAAACCGAAAUUUAGUUAUGGGUUAGUUUUUUUGUCAAUGUUUUUCAACGUCGGCAUCAUGGGUACAAUGAAGGUUUCUGAUAUUUUGAUAAUAAAAUUCACAGACGAUUUUUGAAGAAUUUUAUUGAUAUGCACUCUUCAUUAUUGCUGCGGGGUAAUACACUGCUACUUGACGCCUGUUAUUAUUAAUUUCUUACAUAUUGCUAAGACCCCAGCAAAAGAGUUUUUGAAGCUCCAAGAAUUAGAAAAGUGUGAAAUUAUAGAAAAUAAAAAAGAGCUGUAA
Molecule: messenger RNA, 1693 nt
Organism: Blepharisma stoltei
Lineage: Eukaryota; Ciliophora; Heterotrichea; Heterotrichida; Blepharismidae
Source: the annotation of a GenBank genome assembly